Molecule: messenger RNA, 2074 nt
Organism: Trichomycterus rosablanca
Lineage: Eukaryota; Metazoa; Chordata; Actinopteri; Siluriformes; Trichomycteridae
Gene: poli
Product: polymerase (DNA directed) iota
Exons: 10
Coding region: 86-1972 (628 amino acids)
Biological process (GO): translesion synthesis
Molecular function (GO): damaged DNA binding; DNA-directed DNA polymerase activity
Source: RefSeq, a predicted model, not a curated record
CCGCUGCAGUUUGUAAACAGUUAGUGGAGUGGUUUCUUUCAGCCUGAAUUUCAUUUAUAACUCUAUAUAUUUCUAUAUUUUUAAGAUGGAUCCAGAUGAGGAGGAGGAGGACAGUGCGUGGGGGGCGAUGGAUACCGACGUCACGACUGGGUUUGUGGAGAACCAGAAGCAGAGAGUGAUCCUUCAUUUUGACCUGGACUGCUUCUACGCUCAGGUGGAGAUGAUCCGAAAUCCAGCCCUGCGCUCCAAACCCUUAGGUGUGCAGCAGAAGUACAUCAUCGUGACGAGUAACUACGUAGCCAGGGAGCUGGGCGUGACCAAGCUGAUGCUGGUGAAGGACGCUCUGGAGAAAUGUCCUCAGCUGGUACUGGUGAAUGGAGAAGAUCUCACCCACUACAGAGAGACCUCGUACAGGGUCACGGAUCUGCUGAUGUCCUACACCCCCCUGGUGGAGCGUCUGGGCUUUGAUGAGAACUUUGUGGACGUUACGGAGAUGGUGGAGAGCAGGAUGAAGCACAUAAACACGUCAGAUCUGUCCUUCGUGGGUCACGUGUACGGACAUGAUGCCUGGGACGUUCCCGUACAGGACCACGUGACUCUGGCUGUGGGGUCGGUGAUAGCGGCUGAGUUGAGGGGGGCGCUCCACUCCAGACUGGGUCUGACCUCCUGCGCUGGCGUGGCCCACAGUAAGCUCCUGGCUAAACUGGUGUCGGGGACGUUCAAACCCAACCAGCAGAGUGCGCUCCUGCCCCACAGCGUCCCAGACCUGAUGGGGAGCCUGAGCGGACCGUGCAGGGUACCAGGUAUCGGGUACAGGACGGGUCAGAAGCUGAAGGAACUGGGCGUGGUCAGUGUGAGGGAUCUGCAGCUCCACCCUCUUCCAGCGCUGAUUCGGGAGUUUGGAGAAGCCGGUGCCAAGAGGAUACAGAGUCUGGCCUGCGGGGUCGAUCCCUCACCUGUUACCCCCGCCGGCCCCCCACAGUCCCUGAGUGAUGAGGACUCGUUUAGGAAGAUCUCCAACCUGAGUGAAGUGGAGAGUAAGAUCACAGAGCUGCUGAGCAGUCUGACUGAGAGGAUGUAUAAGGACGGCAGGUUACCUCACACUCUGAGACUCACGUUGAGGCGAAGCACCGCAGUGAAUCACCGCUGGUUCAGCAGAGAGAGCCGCCAGUGUCCCAUACCCCACAGCACUGCGUCCAGGAUCAUACAGGGGCGUGGCGAGGCGGUACCUCAGCUGGUUUCCAUAGCGAUAAAGCUCUUCCACAAGCUGGUGAAGGUGAGCGAGCCGUUCCACCUCACCCUGCUGAACGUGUGUUUCACCAACCUGCAGCCCAGGAACCAGGGGAGGAACCACAUCAGUUCCUUCUUCACUCAGAAACCAACGGCUGCAGGACAGGAGGGUUCCUCAGGUCUCAGUGUGCACAGCGUUCUAUCCACGUCCUCACAGUCAGGAGCUGUGUGUGGUGAACAGAACAACCAGAAGAACGAAGAACCAUCAUCAUCAUCGUCAUUUUUCACCAAGAAGUCCCAAACCAAACCCUCAGAGAAGCUCGUUCCUGAACCCUCAGAUCCAUCCGGCACCUCAGGAGAACCGGCGUGUUCCAGACUCCCACCUCACAUCGACCCCGAGGUCUUCAGAUCCCUGCCAGAACACAUCCAGACCGAGCUCAUGAGCAGCUUCCAAACCGGAGACGCUGCAGCUCCGAGCGACACCGGCCCUGCGAACACCGAGGGUACGGGUGCUAGUGCAGCUGCAGAAGGUCCGGACGUUCCUCCUGACGUAGAUCCCACGGUGUUCUCACAGCUCCCCCCAGAGGUCCAGAGAGAACUGCGGACGGAGUGGAGGCAGAGCAAACCCGCACUCAAGAUCUCCUCCAGAAAUACAACCAAACGCACCAGCGCCCAGGUCAGGAGGGGUGUGAGCAGACCCUCCCCAAACUCCGGCCUGCUCAGGUACUUCAAACCUGGCUGAGGGCCACGUCCGAACCUUCAACCUCAUCUUCAUCCACACAUCAGAGCAGUGACUGGAUCUGAGCAACUUAAUAAAUAAAUAAAUGUUUUAUAAAUAAUAAAA